This is a messenger RNA of Ostrinia nubilalis (European corn borer), 2597 nucleotides long. It is a transcript of the gene YL-1, whose product is annotated as vacuolar protein sorting-associated protein 72 homolog. NCBI's taxonomy places the organism in Eukaryota, Metazoa, Arthropoda, Insecta, Lepidoptera, Crambidae. Gene Ontology annotation, biological process: regulation of DNA-templated transcription; chromatin remodeling. The transcript has 9 exons. The coding region runs from base 231 to 1472 and encodes 413 amino acids. Gene Ontology annotation, cellular component: nucleus. Gene Ontology annotation, molecular function: ATP-dependent H2AZ histone chaperone activity. The record is from RefSeq and is a predicted model, not a curated record.
UUUCGCAUCACUAUUGUCAAUUGUGACUUGUGACGUCAUUUGUCACAUCGUGUUUGUUGUAUGAAGGUGAUUGUUUGAGUGUAAUUUAUUUAUUUUCACGGCAUUUUAAAUUAUUUCGGAACAUUAAUUAUUAUUGGUGACUUGUUUAUUCAGUUAAAAGAACAUACAUACCAAAUAAUAUCAAGGAUAACCUUUACUUUGUUGUGAUCUUGUGGGAUCUGUAGAUCAGAAUGGCUCAGAGGGAACGUCGCUCCAAUGCUGGGAAUCGCAUGGCAAAGCUGUUGGACGAAGAGGAGGAAGAUGAUUUCUACAAAACCACGUACGGUGGCUUUCAGGAAGUAGCUGAGGAUAACGAUUAUGUUCAAGAAAAAGAAACGGAGGAUGUGGUGGACUCCGAUUUUGAUAUUGAUGAAAAUGACGAACCGGUGUCUGAUCAGGAAACCGAUGAAAAGCAGAAAAGAAAAGUUGGCACUAAGGCAUAUAAGGAUCCCAACAGAAAGAAGAAAACAGCAGGAGCAUCAGCAGCAGUAGACAAACCAAAAAAAGUCAUUGUAAAGAAACCAAAGGAACUGAAGCCAAAAGAAGAAAAGGCUGAUAAAUCAGAAAAAUAUGCUGAUAUUUCUUUUGGGCGCAAAUCAAUCAGGCAGAGUACAGCGGUAAAGUCAGCAGAAACGCUGCAGAGAAUCAAAAUCCGGUCCGAACUGAAAAAGAAGAAACCAAAGAAAAUUGAAGAAAAGAUGCCCACACAAGAAGAAUUGCUAGAAGAAGCCCUUGUUACAGAAAAGGAAAAUUUGAAGAGCUUAGAAAGGUUUGAACAAAUUGAAUUGGAGAGGAAGAAGAUACGUCCUACAAAGAAAACGAUUACUGGUCCUGUUAUAAGAUAUCAUUCGUUUUCUGUACCGAUUUCAAAUCCAGACGAUGAAAAGACAAGUUUAACGCCGAUAGCAGAUCUCACGCUAAGUGACAUCAUCAAAAGUGAAGAAGGCUUUCUGCCAGAUGAAAAUGCAGAUGUGUCAAUGACGGAUCUGAAAACAGAAACAGACGAAUUCGCUAAGACUGAUACAAAAAUUGAUGUGGAAGUUAUCGGUCCGGAAGAUGAUUUGGAUGUUGAAUCUUUGCCUAAAGUAGAAAAGCCGGACAAACCUAAGAGCAAUCAAGUGAAACACUACGAGCGGACGUUGCUAUCUUUCGAGAAUGACAUCAAAGAUAGAGCCUUCCGCUCUUGCUUCCCCAAGAGGCCGGUCAAGAGGAGGCGAGAACUACUGUGUGCUGUCACUAAGAGGCCAGCCCGCUACAUAGACCCGAUCACCAAACUGCCGUACAGAAGCGUGGACGCGUUCAGAAUCAUUCGGGAGGCGUAUUACCAACAGCUAGAGGCUCGAGGUGACAGAUCCGACCCACAAACCGCAGCGUGGUUGCAAUGGAGGAGAGCUGAUGCUGCGUCUACAUACGUCCAGAUACAUAUCAAGUGAAACGGAGAUUAUAAUGGUUAGACUAGUUCCAUUGGCCCCAACGUUGGAUCCAUAAAGUUAAUAUACCUAUAGUCUGGUCUGUGAGCACGUAUAAUUUUGUCCAAUGACCCCAAGCUACCCAUCCUUAUCGCUCGCGCGUAAUUAUAUUGCUGUCGCGCUCGCACACUUACUGCGGGCGACCGUCGCACAGUCGCGACAGCGAUAUAAUUACGCGCGAGCGAUAAGGAUGGGUAGCUUGGGGUCAUUGGACAAAAUUCUACGUGCUCACAGACCGGGCUUUAGCGGAAUAGAGCAACAAAGAACUGAGCGAGUGAGAUGUCACUAGCACUGUGUAAUAAAAAGAGAUGCCGUCGCCGUCACGUCAAACAGAACCGUCUUUUGCAACAAUUUGACAGCUCGUUAGCACUUAUUGGCAUGCUGAAAAUAUGAACUCUGAGAUAUUUUCAGAUUUUACGUGGUGACUGGUUCAAUGAUUGAUUUAUUGUAUAAAACAGUGAAAUAAUCCUGACACUGUGACACACAAAUGACAUCCAAUGUCAUAAAAAAAAGGUUUCGUUUGACAGCUCGUGGUUGUUGCUCUAUUCUGAAGGAAUAUUAUUUUUAUGAGCUAUCGUGACUUUUAACUGUAACUGUAUAGAGCCACGCAUUGGACUAGGGACGUUGGGGUCAACGUGUGUAGCCAGCCUUAUAGUAAAUGUAAAUACGCCCAUAGAUGGCGUUGUUCAGAUGACAUCAAGUUCAAUUAUACCUUAUGUAAGUGUAACAAGUGAUAUUUUGGAACAAAAUUUACUACGCUUAUAAUGUAUUGACUGAAGAGUCCUGUUUUAGUAGAUAUGUAGUCUAGAAUCUGUAUAACUAUUGGUGAUGCGGUUGUGUAAACUAAAUAUUGAGACUUAUAUAAAACGGGACAGCAUUAAAUUCUAAUUCAAUUUAUUUUCGGCUUAUAUUUUUAGUCUCUCUGGGCUGUUUAUAUUAGUAUCAAUUAGGAUUUUGGAGUGAAUACACUUUCAUUGCAAUAUAAAGGGAUAUUUUGCAUGCUACAUAUUAUUUUUAUGAACAAAUGUAAUGUAAUAGCUUUCAGUAUUGUAAAUUAUAGACAAUUUGUAAAUAAACUGUAAAUAUCAA